Molecule: messenger RNA, 1902 nt
Organism: Sinocyclocheilus grahami
Lineage: Eukaryota; Metazoa; Chordata; Actinopteri; Cypriniformes; Cyprinidae
Gene: rep15
Product: RAB15 effector protein
Exons: 3
Coding region: 903-1649 (248 amino acids)
Biological process (GO): receptor recycling
Source: RefSeq, a predicted model, not a curated record
GUACUUGACUGCGGAGACUGCAAUGAUGGAGGAGAAACUAUUGGUGUCUGUCACGGGUUACACGGGCCGGAGCUGUAUUUUUAAGUACUUACUCAGCCGAGACGAGCUGCUGAGAGGAAUGAGACGCAGCCAGACCGCCAUAGUGUGAUCCACCGUCCCUCCGAGAGCGUACCUCAACCUAACCCACCUCACCCUCAAAGCUUCAGGACCUGAACUGUGUAACACAAUCCUACCUAAUCCAGCUCAAGAACACAGCUCUACUAUUCCUGUUAUUGUAUUACUAAUUAUUUUUGAUGUGUUUUGAGGUUAUGGUGUACUGUUUGGCAAUCAGAUCUGUGUUCGAGAGAGCGAAGAAAAAAAAAAAAAAGAUUUUGUGUAAUAUGUGGACAGCACUUUUCAAACCUACAAAAGCCUUUCUGUCAAUAGUUGAAAUCAUCUACCUCAACCAUUGUGUUUUUCUUAAAAUAUUGCAUUCAUGUAGCCAAUGGAACUGGAUGUGAGUAGCCUAAAUCCUUUGUUUGCCCAACACUUUGUCAUUUUCUUAGGCUGUUUUACUUAAUCUUUUUUUAAACUAUGUAAUAUGUUAAAAGCAGUUUGUUUUUUGAGAAGGUAUGGUUGUUUGCUUGAUAUACCUCUGUUAAAUCCACUCCAAGAGUUAAAAAGGGUUUGUUGUGGUGCUAGGUGGCUUUAUGCUGUGUAUGACGACUUGCCCAACUGACAAACACAGUGACAAACUUUGGGAAGCCCUUAUAUGAGGGCUGAGCUUUAAAUGAGCACACUUAUCUUAAUAGGACUCCAGAGAAGAGAAGAAAGAUCCAACCGCAGGUUCACUCUCACCCAAUACAAAGGAAAGAAUAAUAUUGUGUAUAAGGGAAACCACGCUUUGAACUAGACCAGCUGGAAUGAAGCAAACAAAUCUGCAGUAUGAAGCCAAAACCAGUUUUUUCAGAACCUUAUGGGCUAAACCCAACAAAACUGCCUCGGCAGACCUCAUCCACCUCUUUAGGGACUGCAUCCAGGCGGCUUCAUCCAGGACAAAGGAGUAUCUGCUCUUCAGGGAUCCGGAGAACAAAUUCCACCCAAGUCCUUCAACUCUAAGCGAGAUCUUUCUGAUGACCUACAUCCAGCACAGCAGCCUGCUGAAUCUCACCGACACGUUCAACUGCACGGCCAUGACCCCAGAACAGAGGAUCCUGCUGGGUGCCCACUGGGUCUGGGCCGUGUUGGAUCAGCCCAGCAAGAACCCCCGAAUCCAGAUCGCGGUCCAGGUGUUUCAUCUGCUGGAAAGAACAGAGGACAACGACGAGGAGCUGUCCUUAGAUAUCUACAGCGACAUCAUGCGCAUGGCCGGGAUGGAUGUGGUGGAAAGAACCCAAGCUGAGAGGAUGGUGGAGUUCUGCUCUUCCAUCGGCAGAGACUGUUACGCGCUUUUCCUCUUUUUUGGGCGCCAGAACGACGAGGGGAACAUUUACGGGCUGCUGAGCAACAAUCUGCAAGCAGCUGUGGGGAAGUGUGUGAGAAUUGACCAGGUCUUUAUCGAUCACUUCUUCAAAGGUGCGAAAUGCUUCGUCACUCCAAGUGAGAUGUUAAAAGCAGUGGUUGGUAAGGAGGGUGGCGAUCCUCUGACCAUGCUUGUUAAGUUUACUUAACAGUUGAGCUGUUUUUACUCGAUUUAAUACCUUUUUUGUGGGUUUAUUCUAAUGAGCAGCUCACCACUUGGUAACAGAUGCUUUGAAUGCAACUCUGGGUCUGUAUGUUGAUGCUUUCCCUAGACUUUCCAGCCUUAUAACUAGUGUCUGGUGUCUGUCUGUCUCCAGCAAAACUUAACUGUUACUAGAUGCAAUUAAAAUACAAAAUAAUGUGCAGAAAUACAUAUUAUCUAUCUAUCUAUCUAUCUACCUA